CUUUUUAUUCCAAUUUUCUUUGCUACACAAUCCAUAGUCCUACCUUCACUUCUUACUCCCACUAAUAUAGCUCUGUCCUAUCAAGCCAAUCAGCGCCUUAGGCCUCCGUUCCUGCGAAACCAUGGCAACCACGAACGCCCCCGUCAGCCCGAAAGGUCCCACAACCUACCUUGAGAACAAGGAACGGGGAUACAACAGCAAGGCAAAGAGCCUUAUCUAUGGUGGAGAUACACGGCCUGAAACUCCGACAUACAUCGGCAAGAAGAGCGUCCCGCACAAGGGCGAGAACACGUCGGCGCCUUUCGCAACAUAUUCGAAUGAUGAGAAGAGCCCGUCAAAGGAGUAUCACACCAAGCCAAAGCUGAAGGAGGGGGCUGCCAAGCCGACGAACGCGGCGUUCACCUCCGACGUCUACCGGCAGCAGAUCGAGUCGAACUACACAAACAUGCAGGCUAGCAAGGCGCGCAACUAUGGCGGGAACGGUCUUUUCAGCUAAGCUUAGCGCUGAGGUUGGCACGUUGACUCACAUGCAACGAUGCACGUCCUAGAUUCCUAGCUUUCAUGUCGUACAUUAGCUGUCUGCAUGCUUGACAAGCCAGUGUUUAACAUAAUCGGUAAAGACACCCCUAUACAAGUUUACAUCGGGCGCAUGAUGAUCAGUUUACCCUUCGAUGAAUGAUGACGUGACUGUGGUGGUGAAACAUGUCCGCCCAUUCAUUCAUACGCCUGUACUUCCUAGCCUAUUAGCAUAGUGUAUGGUUUGGGUAUGACAUGCGCCUAGGUGCCAAUGCAAUAGCCUGUAGACAAACCGCGGCGCACGGUUUGUGUAACUUUUGAGAACCCAGUUUUGGCUCUGGGAUUCAGGUUUCGCCCUUGGUCGCCGUGAUUUGUUAAGCCUCCGUUUCUGAAUAAAGCAGCAGUGGUAUUUCACAGCGCUUAAUGUUUUUAGGCACUGGAUAACUCCGUUUGUGGUCGUAUUAUGGUUAAAGGUUUGCUUUUUGUUGGUUCGGCGGGUAUAUGCAACACCCUCUGCCGCUCUUUGGCGUCGGGUCGACGUUUGGCGUCACUCCCUCACCAUCCUCUGGUGCUGGUGUAAAUCCUGGCAGCAUUG
This is a messenger RNA of Astrephomene gubernaculifera, 1111 nucleotides long. Lineage: Eukaryota; Viridiplantae; Chlorophyta; Chlorophyceae; Chlamydomonadales; Astrephomenaceae. The record is from the annotation of a GenBank genome assembly.